This is a messenger RNA of Clunio marinus, 1383 nucleotides long. The record is from the annotation of a GenBank genome assembly. Lineage: Eukaryota; Metazoa; Arthropoda; Insecta; Diptera; Chironomidae.
AUGGUAGACAACGAGAAAUUAGAAGUUCGUGAAUCAACGCGCAUUGAGCGCAUUGGAGCUCAUUCACAUAUUCGCGGUUUAGGAUUGGACGAUGUGCUUGAAGCUCGUCUUGUAUCUCAAGGAAUGGUUGGUCAGAAAGACGCCCGUCGUGCUGCAGGAAUCGUAGUACAAAUGGUUCGAGAAGGAAAAAUCGCUGGUCGUUGCAUUUUGCUUGCUGGUGAACCAAGCACUGGUAAAACUGCAAUCGCUGUUGGAAUGGCCCAAGCUUUAGGCACGGAAACUCCUUUCACAAGCAUGUCUGGAUCUGAAAUCUACUCACUUGAAAUGAGCAAAACAGAAGCACUUGCUCAAGCUCUUCGUAAAAGUAUUGGAGUGAGAAUCAAAGAAGAAACCGAAAUAAUUGAAGGCGAAGUUGUUGAGAUUCAAAUCGAUCGUCCUGCGACUGGAACUGGACAAAAAAUCGGGAAAGUCACAUUGAAAACCACUGAAAUGGAAACCAAUUACGAUUUAGGCAACAAGAUUAUUGAAUGCUUCAUGAAAGAAAAAAUUCAAGCUGGCGACAUCAUCACAAUCGAUAAAGCUUCAGGAAAAGUAAGCAAAUUGGGUCGUAGCUUCACCAGAUCACGAGAUUACGAUGCAACAGGAGCUCAAACAAGAUUCGUUCAAUGUCCCGAAGGUGAAUUACAGAAACGUAAAGAAGUUGUCCACACAGUAACUCUCCAUGAAAUCGACGUCAUUAACAGCCGCACACACGGAUUUCUGGCACUUUUCUCUGGUGACACUGGCGAAAUUAAACAAGAAGUUCGAGAUCAAAUCAACAGUAAAGUAUCAGAAUGGCGUGAAGAAGGCAAAGCUGAGAUUAAUCCUGGAGUAUUAUUUAUUGAUGAAGCUCAUAUGUUGGAUAUUGAAUGCUUUUCAUACUUAAAUCGGGCUCUUGAACAAGACAUGGCUCCAGUUGUAAUCAUGGCAACAAAUCGUGGCAUUACAAAGAUUCGCGGCACAAACUACCAAAGUCCCCAUGGAAUUCCAAUAGAUUUGUUGGAUCGAAUGAUUAUUAUUCGAACUGUUCCAUACUCGCCAGAGGAAAUGAAAGAAAUUUUGAAGAUUCGCUGUGAAGAAGAAGAUUGUCAAAUGCAACCAGAAGCGAUGAUUGUUCUUUCAAGACUUGCAACACAGACCAGCUUACGUUAUGCCAUUCAAUUAAUUACAACAGCAAAUCUCGUAAGUCGUCGUCGAAAAUCUCCCGAAAUUCAAGUCGAAGAUGUGAAGAAAGUUUACAACUUGUUCUUAGAUGAAGAACGUUCAAGUCGAUUCCUUAAAGAACAUCAAGACGAAUACAUGUUCAGUGAAAUUGAAAGUGGAGCUGCUAUGGAAAUUAAUUAA